Molecule: messenger RNA, 670 nt
Organism: Conger conger (European conger)
Lineage: Eukaryota; Metazoa; Chordata; Actinopteri; Anguilliformes; Congridae
Gene: lsm3
Product: LSM3 homolog, U6 small nuclear RNA and mRNA degradation associated
Exons: 4
Coding region: 55-363 (102 amino acids)
Biological process (GO): mRNA splicing, via spliceosome; P-body assembly
Cellular component (GO): precatalytic spliceosome; P-body; U4/U6 x U5 tri-snRNP complex
Molecular function (GO): RNA binding
Source: RefSeq, a predicted model, not a curated record
UGCUCCUUAAAGUUGUAUAGAAACCGCCGUAACACAACAAAAGGAAGAAGAAAAAUGGCGGAUGAAGUUGAUCAGCAGCAGACCACAAACACUGUAGAGGAGCCUCUGGAUCUCAUCCGGCUGAGUCUGGAUGAGAGAAUUUAUGUCAAGAUGAGAAAUGACCGGGAACUUCGAGGAAGACUACACGCUUAUGACCAGCAUCUAAAUAUGAUCCUGGGAGACGUGGAGGAAACGGUCACCACUGUGGAGAUCGAUGAAGAGACCUAUGAAGAGAUUUAUAAGUCCACAAAGAGAAACAUACCGAUGCUAUUUGUUCGAGGAGAUGGUGUUGUUCUGGUGGCCCCACCCCUAAGAGUUGGAUAGACUCUUAUGCUGUUGAGGACGCUGGGUUUGACCUUUGGCCUUUUGAAUCAAGAGGCUUUUUGAUUUCAACUCAAGGAGAGGACAACCUAUGUUCAGUAUUUUUUUUAUUGGAUGUUUUUAUUGGAUUGUUUGACUAAAAACAGAUUAAGACAUGAACAGAGAUAGUCGCGGGGGAAAAACACUUAUUGUUUCAAUUUAUUUUAUUUUAUUUGUUGUAAAGAUUUGUUUUAGUUUUUGACUUUUGUAAUUCUAGGAAUUGUGGAAAUAACCCCCAAUCACAAUAAAGAAAAAGUGGAACCAGAAAAAA